Molecule: messenger RNA, 597 nt
Organism: Ostertagia ostertagi
Lineage: Eukaryota; Metazoa; Nematoda; Chromadorea; Rhabditida; Trichostrongylidae
Source: the annotation of a GenBank genome assembly
AUGGUGUUCUUGCAGUACGAUCCACCAUCACCGUGCUACAGUAACCCAACAGACAGUGAGCCGCCGUCGCCGGACUCGGGUUUCUCAUCCGACGAGAAUGUGUCGCCUCUCUCACGCAGGUACUAUGAUUUGCGUUUUCCGGACGUGAGAAGACAACUUACCGUCAAGACUCUACGCCGUUCCAGAUCGAAGGCGUGUGCCAAACGUGUGCGUUUUGCUGACGCUCUUGGCUUGGACUUGGAAAAACGACAGUACUUCACGGAAAAAGAUCCAGAUCUUUUCCCGACACCACCAUCUUCUCCAACUCCUGGACAUCGCCUUGUGCUGUCCAACUUCGUUUAUUGCUCUGAAUCCGAAUAUAAUCAGCGAGCUCGCGACCAAAUGGUGUGUUUGGCGAAGCUACGCGUUCAUGGUCACACCAUAAAUGGCCAGGUCAACGUCGCAAACAUCGCUUUUUCCAAAGAGGUUGCGAUUCGCUACACUACCAGCAAUUGGGCCACCCACGACGAGGUCGCCGCAACUUACGGACACACCGUCUUUGGCGCUGACAACGUCGACGCCUUUGUAUUCUCAAUGAUGCUUCCCGCAGGUGUAAAG